UCUAACUGGGAGCUUUAAUCAUGAUCAGGACUGAGGUGCAUUACAGGUGCAGUUUAUUAAAGGUAAAAUGACUCUUGGGGAGAUUCUGGGCUGCAGCUGCUCUCAUGCACAGAUGGAAAGUGCCAGUGAAGCUCUGCUGGAGUUACUCGCCGCCGCACGUCAUCAGAACUGUGUCACGCUGGGUGUCUACGAAGCUGCUAAACUCCUGAACGUGGACCCGGACAGCGUGGUUCUGUGUGUUCUGGCUGCUGAUGAGGAGGAUGAAGACGACGUCGCGCUGCAGAUCCACUUCACCCUGCUGCAGGCUUUCUGCCGUGAGGUCCAGAUCGACGUGGUCCGAGUGAGCGGGAUCAGGAGGUUAGCUGAAGCUCUGGGAGAACCUGCUGAGAACAACAAUGAUGCAAAGGAACCCGAAGAUCUGCACUGUGUCCUGGUUACGAACCCACAGGUGGAACACAGGAAGCUGAAUGAAGUGGGUCGGUACUGCAGAGAGACUCGCUGUGAGAACCAGUGGCUUCCUCACAUCAACCUGCACCCACGCUGAACUGUCAGUCACAGAAUACCGACCUAGCGAAGGAUUAUUCACACCAUUCCAGCGCGAGGACGUUAGCGCUGAUCUGAGGAGGAACUCCAGUGAGGAACACAUGAACCGGUUCAAUUACUGAACCAGAGAGAUGGACAUCAGAACCGACGUGGAUCCUGAACAGAGAUGAUUAUUAAAAUCAUGUGAUAAUAAAGCGCUGAGCGCUUCAGUUCCACCGGCCGGAUCCCCACACAGACACCACCGGCGGCGUCUGGAGGAGAGCAGUACAUUAGCUACUCUGAUGGCAGCCUCUUCUGGCUGGUUGAUGCGCCUGCAGGAGAGGUGGAUGGUUCAUGGAUAGCGGGUCGAAUCCUCUUCACCACACAUUUACUAAACUACAGCUCACCAGUAGGUGGCGCUAAAGUGCUGAGGAAUUAUUUAUACUGUAUUGAUGAGCUGAUUGAUCUGCAUUGAUCAUAUUGAUCAUCACACAGACCUAAACAUGUGGAACAAUAUUUAAUCUGAAC
Molecule: messenger RNA, 1050 nt
Organism: Trichomycterus rosablanca
Lineage: Eukaryota; Metazoa; Chordata; Actinopteri; Siluriformes; Trichomycteridae
Gene: gadd45bb
Product: growth arrest and DNA-damage-inducible, beta b
Exons: 5
Coding region: 68-544 (158 amino acids)
Biological process (GO): regulation of cell cycle
Cellular component (GO): cytoplasm; nucleus
Source: RefSeq, a predicted model, not a curated record